Molecule: messenger RNA, 600 nt
Organism: Nematocida ausubeli
Lineage: Eukaryota; Fungi; Microsporidia
Exons: 1
Coding region: 1-600 (199 amino acids)
Biological process (GO): very long-chain fatty acid biosynthetic process; sphingolipid biosynthetic process; fatty acid elongation
Cellular component (GO): endoplasmic reticulum membrane
Molecular function (GO): 3-hydroxyacyl-CoA dehydratase activity
Source: RefSeq, a predicted model, not a curated record
AUGGGAGUGUCUGUCCUUAAGAAGGCCUUUUCUCUUUAUUUAGUGAGAGUUUUUUUCAACCUAUUUGGAAUGGCUGUAUCUUGGUUGGUUAUCUCUAUUGGGUUAGAUCUUCUUUCUGAGUCAUUUGAUUUAUUUAUUCCCCGGGAGUAUCUCUUCUUUCUUAGUGGAUAUUCCCGGAAGACAUAUCAAAACACUCUUGUCAUAGCGCAGGAAUUGUAUAUGUUUGAGCUGAUUCUUUCUGUAUUCGGAAUAACUUCGCAGUGCUUUGUGACAUCUGCUAUGCAGAUAGGUUCUCGCGUAUUUAUUUCCAGAUGUGCUUGUACGCAUAACAAUAGAAUUAUCACAGGGCUAAUGGCUCUUAUAUGGGGUGUCUCUGAUAUGAUUCGCUUUUUAUACUACGGUUGUCACCUUCUUAAGAAGCCCAGAUACAUCUCUUCUUUGAUCUUGUAUCCAGUUGGAAUUUUCUGUGAGAUUUUCUUGAUGGUUUAUAUGCGAAGUAUCUUGACUCUAAUUGGCCUUGUGACAUACAUCCCAGGGAUUAGAUAUUUAUAUGGUCGCAUACGCGAGAAGAGCAAGACUGUUUCUGGGAAGUCCAAAUAA